Messenger RNA from Parnassius mnemosyne (clouded apollo), 276 nucleotides. The record is from the annotation of a GenBank genome assembly. NCBI's taxonomy places the organism in Eukaryota, Metazoa, Arthropoda, Insecta, Lepidoptera, Papilionidae.
AUGAUUUCACUGAUCAUCCCACCAAAGGAUCAGAUCUCGCGAGUCUCUAAAAUGUUGGCGGAUGAAUUUGGAACAGCCUCUAACAUCAAGUCACGUGUUAACAGGCUUUCUGUGCUUGGAGCUAUCACCUCUGUGCAGCAUCGACUAAAACUUUAUACUAAAGUGCCACCAAAUGGUCUAGUCAUCUACUGUGGUACAAUUGUUACUGAGGAGGGAAAGGAGAAGAAAGUGAACAUUGAUUUUGAGCCAUUCAAGCCCAUCAAUACAUCAAUGUGA